Plutella xylostella (diamondback moth) is the source of this 4553-nucleotide messenger RNA. The record is from RefSeq and is a predicted model, not a curated record. Lineage: Eukaryota; Metazoa; Arthropoda; Insecta; Lepidoptera; Plutellidae.
CCUAAACCUUAUACUAGCAAUAAUCAGUGUCCAAGUUGUAAGGAGGGGCAUUAUAUUAACCAAUGCCCAAGAUUUCUAGCCCUAAACGAGGUCUCACGCAUUCGAGUCGUGAGAAAAUUAGGGCUAUGUUACAAUUGCCUGAGUACGAGACAUACACUGCCGACCUGCAGAGCUACCACUUGCAAAAUAUGUAAAGGUAAGCAUCAUACGCUUUUACAUGUCCAAUCAUCCAACAUUACUCAUUCAAACACACACACAAACACACAUUCAAACACACAACUUCAGCCAAAUACAUACUCGCAACCGAGCGCACAAACACAACCAACUACCCUGUAUACCUACGAGUCCAAACCAACUGGAUGCGUAGGUACAAACGAAUCAAAGUCGAUAAAUUUGCAUACCAAUCAAGUAGUCAACACUACGUUAUGUCAAACCGAUGACAAUCUAUUACCGAACAAAACAGUGAUGUUGUCGACAGCACAAAUCAAUGUUUUCGAUAAAAAUAACCAAUUACACACAUUCCGAGCACUAUUAGACUCAGGCUCACAAUCAAACUUCAUAACGAAACAAGCAUACGACAAACUUAACCUACCUACACAACACAUAAACAUGGAGGUGUUAGGCUUUAACGAAAAUAGCACGAUAAUCGAAAAAAGGUGUAAAAUUACAUUCGAGUCGAAAGAUAACCAAUUUACUGGUGAGUUGUCUUGUCUAAUUGUACCUACCAUCUGUAAGUUACCGUCACAGAUCAAUGCCACGUCUUUAAAAAUCCCACCACGAUUCAACUUAGCCGAUGACUUCUAUCACGAACCAGGUGAAGUCGAUAUGAUAAUAGGUGCAGAGUUAUUUUUCGAGCUUCUCUGCAUAGGACGACACCGCCUGGGAGAUGGACAACCGACCCUGCAAAAAACUCGACUCGGCUGGGUGGUCACGGGUUCGAUUCCCGGCACCAGCCCGCCGCCACAGUCAGUAAGGUGUAAUUUCGUGUCGAAUACACAAAUGAAAUCGCUAUUUGAUACAAAUGAGUUCGAUUCAAGAAACUUACCCAAUGAUGAGACUAUACAGUGUGAGAAAAUAUUCAAUGACCACACACGCACGUCUGAGGGUAAUUUUGUGGUAGAUUUACCGUUAAGGUUGCCUAUCUCUUCCCUCGGUCAGUCUCGUCCCGCGGUCUAUAAAAGAUUUAUUACAUUAGAGUCGAAAUUUCAGAAAAACCCCGAAUUUAAAGAAAGAUAUGUCGAUUGUAUGAGGGAUUUGCAAGAAAAGGGCCUUAUGAUAAAAAAUGAUGAUUUCACUCAACCAUGUAAUUACCUACCGCAACACGCGGUAAUUAAUAGCGAAAAGGUUACGACACCACUUAGGGUCGUAUUUGAUGCCUCCCAUAAAACUAGUUCAGGGAUGUCAUUAAACGAUAUUCAAUUCAAAGGUACAAUCAGUCAGGACAAAAUAACGAACAUUUUGUUAAGAUUUCGAAAACACAAAUACAUCGUUAUCGCAGAUGUAGCUCAAAUGUACAAAAAUAUAUAUGUUCGAGAAGACCAACGUCACCUACAAUGCAUUCUAUGGCGUGAAACACAAACUGACCCACUACUCACCUACAAAUUAACGAGUCUCAGUUUUGGUCUGAAAUGUGCACCCUAUAUAGCGACGCGGUGCCUGACGCAACUAGCGAACGAAAACAAAGGUGAGUACCCGUUAGCAUCCGCCGCGAUACAGCAUGAUUUUUUGAUGGACGACUACGUUCACGGCGACGACGACGAGCGCAGGCUAGCAGAGACCUCAGUACAGGUCGACCGUAUCCUGAGCACAGCUAAUUUCAAAUUAAGAAAAUGGAAAUCCAAUUCGAAAACCAUCUUAAACGAGGUAAGUCACAGUACCACACAUGACACAUACAUAACCACCCCGAUAGGUCAAGAUAAUAAUAACACACACAAAGUAUUGGGUAUUGUAUGGGAUAAUAAUGAGGAUCGAUUAAGUUACAGAUUAAAGCGGGAACCAAUGUCAAAAUCAAUAACAAAACGUUACGUUUUAUCUAUAGCCUCGUCGAUAUACGACCCGUUAGGUAUGUUAGGACCAGUAAUUAUCAUUGCGAAAUGUUUCAUACAUAAACUUUUCAAAUUAAAGUUUAAUUGGGAUGAAAAACUACCGAUUCAAUUAAUUAAUGAAUGGGAAACAUUCUAUAACAGUUUGUUUACGUUAGACACACUAUCUAUUCCAAGGCGAGUCGUUAUCAAUGAUUACAUAACCAUAGAAAUGCACGGAUUCUCAGACGCGUCCUUGACCGCUUAUGGGGCCGUUAUAUACAUACGAUCUAUAGAUAAACAGGGCAGGAUUAUGGUUCGAUUAUUGCGCGCGAAAUCGAGAGUUGCGCGUGAGGAAACUAUUCCACGAUUAGAGCUGCGAGCUGCCUGGCUGUUAGCCGCAUUGUCUGACGACGUAAACAAUGCGCUUAAAUUUAAAUGGACGAAACAAUACUUCUGGUCAGAUUCAAAUGUAGUAUUAGCAUGGAUAAAAUCACCACUACAAAAAUUAAACACAUUCGUAAAAAAUAAAGUAAAUGACAUACAAAAAAUUACAAACAUCGAUGAUUGGCGUUGGGUCUCUUCUGGUAACAACUCAGCGGAUUUGUUAUCUAGGGGUCUAGCUGCUGAAAGGUUAGGUAGUAGUUCAUUAUGGUGGCAGGGGCCCUCCUGGCUUUCCGAGCCCAUCGAGAAGUGGCCUACAUUUCAACUACCCAAAACGGAAAUAACGUUACCCGAAACUGAACAAGAAACAUAUUGUAAUAUAAGUACAAACAAGUCAAGCGAGUUAAUUACAAACUUAAUAAAAAAAUAUUCUAACUUAAAUAAACUCAAUCGAGUAUUUGUUUACAUGCGAAGAUUCAUUCACAACUCUAGACAUCCGAACAAUAGAAUAGUCGGGGUCUUAUCAGUAGAUGAAAUGCGACAUGCGUUGCUCGAAUUAAUUAGAUUUGCACAAACAGAAUCGUUCCAAAUGGAGUACAAGUUACUAAAAAAUAGUAAACAACUACCACAAACAUCAAACAUAUUGUGUUUGAAACCAUUUAUGGAAAAUGGGAUUAUUCGAGUAGGGGGACGCCUGGAACAGUCCUCAUACAAUUACGAUAAAAAACACCCAAUACUUCUACAUCACUCACACACACUAACAAUUCUUAUAAUGCGUGGAGAACACAUAAGAUUAAUGCAUGCAGGGCCACAGUUAUUACUUUCAUCUGUCCGCGAGAGAUAUUGGCCGACACACGGUAAGAUCGUCGCUAAUAAGGUUGUACGAGAAUGUAUAACGUGCUUCAGGAACAGUCCGAAGAUCUACUCACCGAUAAUGGGUAAUUUACCAAGGUCAAGAGUAACUCCAGCACCGCCCUUCCUCACAACUGGCAUUGAUUAUGCAGGACCCUUUGCGGUGAGGGACAAAAGGGGGCGUGGUUACAGGUCAUACAAAUGUUACAUAGCAAUUUUUAUUUGUUUUUCGACAAAGGCAAUUCACUUAGAGUUAGUUUCAGGUCUAGAAACUCAGCUCUUCCUGUCUGCGCUGCGAAGGUUUACGUCCAGGCGAGGUAUACCAAAAACAAUACUGCAGCAGAUCCAAUGCGACUUCUGGAGAAGAUGGUCAAGAGACUACAUAGGACUGCUUCAAGAACGCACGAAAUGGAGAAGCUGCAAGGGUGCCGGACUCGACGUGGGUACCAUUGUGCUGAUCAAAGAUGACCGACUGCCGCCCUGCCAGUGGAGGCUGGGACGCAUCGUCGGCUGCUGCCCGGGUCGCGACGGCAUCACGCGGGUCGCAGAGAUGCGCACGGCGCGUGGAAUAAUCAAGAGAGCAUUCAACAAUAUCUGUCCAUUACCGAUUACAUGUUAAAAUGCCUUUUAUUGUAACAAUCAAAUAACUUAUAACUAGUUAAAUCUCAUUUAAUACCCGUAUAGUUCAGUUUUAACAAUUUUGGUCUAUUAGUUACCGAUAAUAUGAUAGGUUGUGGAAUAUUUUAGCUUACACAUUAAAUAAAGGUUAGGCUUCAAUAUUGUAAAUAGUUCGUAGUCGUUAGGAUUUAGAUUCGAAAUUUAAAUAUUAAAAAUACAAAUAAGUAACUACUUAAUUAAAUCUGUUAUAUUAGUACCAUCUAACUAUUGAAUUAAACGUGCUAAUAACAUGAGUUUCAUUUCCUUAGAUAGGUAGGUAAUAACAGAUAAAUAAAUAAUUAUUUGGGCAUAAGCGCCAUUCGAAACCAAAUACCUAACUAGUUUCUAAUUAGAAUCUUGGGGCGCAGCAUGUUAACUGUGUUAACAAUAUAUUAGCGCCAUCUAUAAAUUAGAAGGUUUAACUACUUAGUUUCCUAUGUAAACACAGCGUUAUCUCGCAGGCUACUUGCAUAGAUCGAUUAUUAAGCAUUACUACACUAUUAAGUUCUUAUACAUCCUGCUAGAUGGCGCAGUGUCGGGGGUGGUGGUAGCAUAUAAGCCGCUACAGGCGGAGUCUCGCUCUCUUUCCACGGGACCUCGCUGUACAAGCAACAAUAAACUAGUAUCCAGUAUUACCAA